Messenger RNA from Orcinus orca (killer whale), 6709 nucleotides. RefSeq names its product tetratricopeptide repeat domain 39C (gene TTC39C). Lineage: Eukaryota; Metazoa; Chordata; Mammalia; Artiodactyla; Delphinidae. The transcript is spliced from 11 exons. The coding region runs from base 588 to 2048 and encodes 486 amino acids. Gene Ontology annotation, biological process: cilium assembly; otolith morphogenesis. Gene Ontology annotation, molecular function: protein binding. The record is from RefSeq and is a predicted model, not a curated record.
GUCACUCGGGGCAAAAGCGAGGCGCGCUCUCGCUGUGGCCCGGGCGGAGUUCACUGUCCGCUUUCCGAACCCGUCUGCCCUUUCCAGCUUCCCUGCAACUCCCGGGUCCGGCCCAUUUGGAGGAGGGGGUCAAGGGCCGGGCCUAGGGGCCUCGCGCGUGUCCGGGCAGGCUCGGCGCGCUGGCCCCGGGCUGCCGCGCGAGGGGCGCGGUGUGAGGGCCCGGGGCGGCGCGCGAGGGCUGCAGGAAGCGGGGGCGGCAGCGGCUCGGCCCCGGCUCCGUUGGGGUAGAGACACCCGGAAACGGAUUCCGUUUUGGUGGCGGCGCGAGCCGCGCGCCUCGGAGGGGACGGGCGGGCGGCUGCUGAGUAAUCCCCGCGGCGGCUGGAGGCGGCGGCCUGGGCGCCCACAUCCCCCGCCGCGCUGCAGCUGGACCCGGGCUCCUCCCUCCGCGCCCCGCCCGCCGCGCCCCUCCCCCGCGCCCGCUCCGGCGCGCUCCGGGCAGGUAGAGCCGGGCUCCGGGCGCGCGCGGGGGCCGCAGCAGCUGCUACCCCACCUCGCCUCGGCCCUGCGCAGAGCCUCGCGCGCCCAUGGCUGGCUCGGAGCAGCAGCGGCCGCGGCGGCGGGACGACGGAGACUCGGCGGCGGCGCCCCUGCAGGACGCGGAGCUGGCCCUCGCCGGCAUCAACAUGCUGCUCAACAACGGCUUUAGGGAGUCGGACCAGCUUUUCAAACAAUACAGAAAUCGUAGCCCAUUAAUGAGUUUUGGAGCCAGCUUUGUCAGUUUUUUGAAUGCCAUGAUGACAUUUGAGGAAGAAAAAAUGCAGUUGGCAUGUGAUGACUUAAAAACCACAGAAAAGCUGUGUGAAAGUGAAGAGGUUGGAGUCAUUGAAACAAUCAAGAAUAAAAUUAAGAAGAAUGUUGAUGUCCGAAAAUCCACCCCCUCUAUGGUUGACCGGCUUCAGAGGCAGAUAAUCAUAGCUGACUGUCAAGUUUACUUGGCUGUGCUCUCGUUUGUAAAGCAAGAAUUGUCAGCAUAUAUAAAAGGUGGGUGGAUCCUUAGGAAAGCCUGGAAGAUUUACAAUAAAUGCUAUUUGGACAUCAAUGCCCUCCAGGAGCUGUAUCAGAAGAAGCUAACGGAAGAGCCCUUGACUUCUGACGCUGCAAAUGAUAAUCACAUUGUGGCUGAAGGGGUGUCUGAGGAGUCUCUAAACAGACUGAAAGGUGCUGUGAGCUUUGGAUAUGGCCUUUUUCACCUUUGCAUAUCCAUGGUGCCCCCAAACCUGCUCAAAAUCAUCAACCUGCUGGGUUUUCCUGGAGACCGCCUACAGGGGCUUUCUUCACUGAUGUAUGCAAGCGAAAGUAAGGACAUGAAGGCCCCUUUAGCUACAUUAGCGCUGCUCUGGUAUCAUACUGUGGUCCGCCCGUUUUUUGCCCUGGAUGGCAGUGAUAACAAAGCAGGCCUGGAUGAAGCGAAGGAAAUUCUUCUCAAAAAAGAAGCUGCUUAUCCAAAUUCUUCCCUCUUUAUGUUUUUCAAGGGACGCAUACAACGAUUAGAGUGUCAAAUCAACAGUGCCUUGACUUCCUUCCAUACUGCUCUGGAACUUGCAGUAGACCAGAGGGAAAUCCAACACGUGUGUCUGUAUGAAAUUGGUUGGUGCAGCAUGAUAGAGCUGAAUUUCAAGGAUGCGUUUGACUCCUUUGAGAGGCUAAAAAACGAGUCCCGGUGGUCCCAGUGCUAUUACGCCUAUUUAACCGCAGUUUGUCAGGGAGCCACCGGUGAUGUGGACGGGGCACAGAUUGUCUUUAAAGAAGUUCAGAAACUCUUCAAAAGGAAGAACAAUCAGAUUGAACAGUUCUCAGUGAAAAAGGCAGAGAGGUUUCGGAAACAAACCCCAACCAAAGCGCUGUGCGUGCUGGCGUCCAUUGAAGUGUUGUACUUGUGGAAAGCCCUCCCCAACUGCUCCCUCCCCAACCUACAGAGGAUGAGUCAAGGGGACACGGGUUCGAGCCCUGGUCCAGGAAGAUCCCACAUGCCGCGGAGCAGCUAAGCCCGUGCACCACAACUACUGAGCCUGCGCUCUAGAGCCCGAGAGCCACAACUACUGAGCCCGUGUGCCACAACUACUGAAGCUUGCAUGCCUAGAGCCUGUGCUCCGCAACAAGAGAAGCCACCGCAGUGAGAAGCCCGCACACCGCAACAGAGUAGCCCUGCUCGCAGCAGCUAGAGAAAGCCCGCGUGCAGCAACGAAGACCCAAUGCAGCCAAAAAUAAAUAAAAUAAAAAUAAAUAAAUUUUUUAAAAAAGAAAUACUGUAACAUUUCUUCUAAAGAUAUGAUGGCAGACAUUUGAAUGAUAUUUUAUAGUCUGGCAGAUUAUUUCCUUUGCUCUUCACUGGAACCCAGGGAAGUAGAAAAGGUGGACAGCAUUGUGCCCGUUUUAUAAUGAGGAAGGCGAGACUCGGAACAGGUGACUUGCCCAGCUCCCAUAGGACCAAGUGUCUCUGCUGCUGGUCUGAGGAUGGCACAUUGACUAGCAAAGCUUUCAGCUCUCUACACACAGCUUCAUCUUCCUGGGAGCAUGAAGAUAUUUAAACCAUGCAGCUGGAAAAAUGAUUACAUGGUGAGAGUGCUGUGUUAAAACACAGGGACUUCCUGGUGGCGCAGUGGUUAAGAAUCCACCUGCCAAUGCAGGGGACACGGGCUCGAGCCCUGGUCCGGGAAGAUCCCACAUGCCGCGGAGCAGCUAAGCCCGUGCGCCACAACUACUGAGCCUGUGCUCUAGAGCCCGCGAGCCACAACUACUGAAGCCCGUGUGCCUAGAGCCCAUGCUCCGCAGCAAGAGAAGCCACUGCAAUGAGAAGCCCACGCACCGCAACGAAGAGUAGUCCCCUCUCGCCGUAACUGGAGAAAGCCCACGUGCAGCAACAAAGACCCAACAUGGCCAAAAAUAAAUAAAUAAAUUAAUUAAUUAAAAAAACCAAACACACACACAUACAGUUAUCCCUGUGUAUCUGUGGGGGAUUGGUUCCAGGACCCCCUACACAUACCAAAAUCCACGCAUGUGCAAGUCCCUCAUAUAAAAUGGUGUAGUAUUUGCAUAUAAGCUACGUGCACUUUUCCAUGUUUACUUUAACUCAUCUCCAGAUUACCUGUAAUACCUGAUAUGAUGUAAAUGCUAUAUAUGUAGUUGCAAAUACAAUGUAAAUAGUAUGUAAUUAGUUGCUUUGUGGAAUUUUUUUUUUUCCCAGAAUAUUUUCGAUCCACAGUUGGUUGCAUCCGUGAAUGCAGAACCCGUGGGUAUGAAAUGCCACUGACUGUUCAUCCAGAAAGAUGGUUUUAUAGAAAGCAGUUACCUUUGGAAAUGUAGUCUUAGUCACAUAUAUGCUGCUCUUUUCCAAAAGUGAUUUAGUAUUAAUAUUUUGGACUUAUUCAAAACUAAUGGCUGUAUAAAAUUUGUCAGAUUUCUUUGUAGUCACACUUGUUUUUGAUCAAAUGUAGCGUUUUCCCUUGAAUCACAUACUUUUAUCAUCAGAAUUCCCUGCAGAUGCCUGUUGCUUAUUUUAAAAAAAAAAAAGUUCCCUCUCAAAGGUCAAAAAAUUGGUCAGUGUUGAUAUUCUAGAGCAAAGUAAUGCAACUCCAGAAGAAGUUGUGCGCAAAGGCCCUGUAAUUAGGGUGUGUAACCCUCCUAAGGGAAUUACUUGAAAGGAAACAGAAUUUUCUCGGAUGUUCAAGUUCUGCUCUGUUUAAAAAGAUUCAUAAUUUUAAACCCAUCCCUGGUUGUUGAUGCAAGUCUGGAAUAUAAACCAAUGUCUAACUCAAAAGACCAGUAAGGAAUUUUAGGUAUUCUUUUUUUUUUUAAAUACAUUUAUUUAUUUAUUUUAUUUAUUCAUUUUUUUAGUUUUUGGCUGCAUUGGGUCUUCAUUGCUGCUCGCGGGCUUUCUCUAGUUGCGGCCAGCGGGGGCUACUCUUCGUUGCGGUGCACGGGCUCUAGGUGUGUGGCCUUCAGUAGUUGUGGCAUGCAGGCUCAGUAGUUGCGGUUUGCAGGCUCUAGAGCACAGGCUCAGUAGUUGUGGCGCAUGGGCUUAGUUGCUCUGCAGCAUAUGGGAUCUUCCCAGACCAGGGCUCGAGCCCGUGUCCCCUGCAUUGGCAGGUGGAUUCUUAACCACUGCACCACCAGGGAAGCCCCUUAGGUAUUCUUUUUAAUGCACAAGUGCAGGAUCAUGUGUUUAGAGAUAAUUAAAACAGACAUGCAAAUAUAAAAUGGUAACUGGCAGGCACAAGAACGAUCAUCACUUAAUGUGACUAAAUAUUCUCUGAGCUCCUUUCCAGCUGUCAAAAUAGACAACAACGAUGUGGCCCUGGGGAGGGAGGUGGGCUCUGGAGUGAAUAUGAGAUAAUUCUCUAAUAUUUUUGCUAAAAAUCCAGUUAAGAGAGCUGUUAAUUAGAUUAUCUCAUUCUCCAGUGUUAAGCAGUAAUGAUCCAAAUCGACUCAGUCAUAUAGAAAACAGGUGAAGAUCUUUGUAGAGAAAUAGUUAAGUUCCAGGAGAAAAAAAGCCACCUGAUUGUGGGUGAUAGAGGUCAUCUGCAUUGAUUACACUCUUCCCAUCAGGCCCACACAGCUUUGUGCGCUCAGCUUAUCACAGUCCCUGUCUGUGACUCCCUGCAUCAGCAGAGCUAGCUGGAUUUUUAUAUCCUUGUCUUGUAAUUUCAUUCAUUCCCUUCCUCACCCACCUGCCCAUCUCCACUGCAUUCUUCCUCUGCGUUUUAAGGAUGUUACCAUGUAUUCUCAGCACAGCCGUCAGAGUGCACCUAUUAAAACCUAAGUCAUGUGGUGGUGGUUCACUUCUGAGACCUUCUGUGGCCUCAUCUUAUUCAAAGUAAAAGUCUGGAUCCAUCGAGUGGCCUAUGGUCUGUACACACGCCCCCACUGCCAUUGCCUCUCACCACGCUUCCCCCCGCUCACCAGGCUCCAGCCGCACUCCUUACUGAUCUUGAACACACCAGGCACGUGCAGCCCUUAGUGCCUUUGCACUUGCUGUUCUCUGCCUUCAAAAGCUCUUCCCACAAAUAUCCACAUGGCUCCUUCACUCAUUUUCUUCACGUCUUUACCCACCUGUGGCUUUUUCAAUGGGCCUUAACCUGUACCUUUCCGACACACAUGCAUACUGCUAUCCCCUUUCCUGGCUUUAUUUUUUACCUUAGUGUGUACACUUCCUUAAUACACUUAUUUUACCUGUCUUUUGUGUUAUCUCUCUCCUCCACAAAAUGUUAGUUUCCUAAGGGCAGGAAUUUUUUUCUCUUUGGUCACUGCUGUCAUAUAGUAGUUGCUCAAUAAAUAUUGAAUGAAUGAGUAGAAUUAGUGAAUGAAUGAGGGGAUGAAUGAAGUACAUUCCCCUUUCCUUAACACUGCCACUGCCUUAAUAUCUUUUGAGCACUUUUUCUGUGGAGGUAUUUUCAGCCUAGGUUUUUGAGGCACCUCCUGCUUCUAUAGGUUUAGACUCUUCUUCACAUUUACCUCUUUGUCACUCUACCCAGCUCUUCCAAUAACUUCCAAAACUUUUUCUGGAACCUUGAGCGCUCUCUCUCUCCCUCCCUCCCUCCCUCUCUCUGUCUCUCUCUCUCUGUCUCUCUCUCUCUCUCUCUCUCUCUCUCUCUAUAUCUACAUAUAUACAUACAUACAUAUAUAUCACACAUAUGUACAUAUAUACAUGUACAUGCAUUUAUGUGUGAUAUACAUUGUGUAUGUGUGUACAUAUAUAUUGUAUGUGUAUGUUUCUAUAAAAUCUUUUCAAAUCUCAGUAUCUUUAUUGGUUCAUAGAAAUAAUUACUAUUUUUCCUCUUGUAUUAGCUCCACUAUGUUUCCAAUUUCCACUCUUUUCAUUUCCUUGGAAAACUUCCAUGUUAUCCUCCCAACAUGUGUGCCCAUCCUCCGCAGUAGAUGGCAAGCUUCUCGAGGUGGAGGGAUCAAGUCUGAUGCCCUCUCAGAGACUGGUGCAGUACCUCCUACAAACAUGUGAAGGUGCUCAUGGCAUGGUUUUUUGAAUUAAUAUGAUGCAAUUGAAAGAUACCAAUAGACUUUAUUUUUCAGAGCAGUUUUAGAUUCAAGCAAAAUUGGACAGAAAGGACAGAGAGUUCCUACACACCUCAAACCUCCCCCCCGCCAUGUGUACCCACACAGCCUCUCCAACCAUUAACAUCCCCCCUGUUGCGGUGCAUUCGUUACAGCUGAUGAAGCAACACUGGCACAGCAUUAUCGCCGGAAGUCUGUAAUUUACAUUAGAGUGUAUGCUUUGUUUCGUACAUUCUGUGGGAUCUGACAAAUGUAUCAUGACAUGUAUCCACUCUUACAGAUAGUAUGAUACAGAAUAGUUUCACUGGCCUGAAAAUCCCCUGUGCUCUACCUUCCAGACCUCUGGCAACUCACCACAGUUUUGCCUUUUCCGGAACGUCAUGUAGUUGCAGUUGUACAGUAUGCAGCCUUUUCACAUUGGCUUCUUUGACCUAGUAAUAAUAUGAUGCAAUUUUGAGCCUUCUUGGCACCAUGAAGUUUGAUAUCUUUGUCUUUCUUUGACUAAGGAUACUCACUAAUGGAUGAGGAAGGGAAACCUUCUCAGUUUGAACUUGAAUACGUUGCUAAACAAUGAAAUGCUUAACUCUUGAUGGUAUUUAAGGAAUUAAGUGAACGUAUUUCCUUCCUGCUGUUUUCGCUU